CAAGUACAAGCAAGAACAAGAUGAUAGCUAGAGGAUUACGUGUGGGAGGCGUUCGUCAUUUCAGUAAGAGUUUCACCAGCUUGAAGCCAGCGCUUGCUGCGGAUGCCCAACCAAGUUACUUCAAUACCGGAGGAUCAACGCAAUCGGUUUGGCCCAAGGGAUUCAGAGCACCAAAGCCAAAGACUUGGGAAGAAAGCAAUGAAAGUGCCUUGAGUAAAGCCACCAAGUUUUUCUUCUUGAACGAAAUUGCCAGAGGGAUGUACAUUUGUUUGGAAAUGUACUUCAGAGCACCAUAUACUAUUUAUUAUCCCUUUGAAAAGGGACCAAUCAGUCCUCGAUUCAGAGGAGAACAUGCAUUGAGAAGAUAUCCAAGUGGGGAAGAAAGAUGCAUUGCUUGUAAAUUAUGUGAAGCCAUUUGUCCAGCCCAAGCCAUUACUAUCGAAGCCGAAGAGAGAAUCGAUGGUAGUAGAAGAACUUAUAAAUACGAUAUCGAUAUGACUAAAUGUAUCUAUUGUGGGUAUUGUCAAGAUUCUUGUCCUGUUGAUGCAAUUGUGGAAAGUCCAAACGUCGAAUAUACUACCGAAACCAGAGAAGAAUUGUUAUAUAAUAAAGAAAAAUUAUUAGAAAAUGGUGAUAAGUGGGAACAAGAAUUACAAUACUGUAUCGAUGCCGAUGCUCCUUACCGUUAAUUGCAUGUAUAAUAAAUAUUUAUUAAUUUUGAUCUUUUUCAGUGUAGUAUCAACUAAAAUAGCACCAGGGGACGAGGGGUACGGAUUCUUUACACGUGUAAACCCUGAUCGUCAACCAUCGUCAAUAGUACUGCCACUGGAUCCUCUAUUG
This is a messenger RNA of Hyphopichia burtonii NRRL Y-1933, 840 nucleotides long. RefSeq lists its product as uncharacterized. Gene Ontology annotation, molecular function: NADH dehydrogenase activity; 4 iron, 4 sulfur cluster binding. The transcript has a single exon. Gene Ontology annotation, cellular component: membrane. Gene Ontology annotation, biological process: mitochondrial respiratory chain complex I assembly; mitochondrial electron transport, NADH to ubiquinone. NCBI's taxonomy places the organism in Eukaryota, Fungi, Ascomycota, Pichiomycetes, Serinales, Debaryomycetaceae. The record is from RefSeq and is a predicted model, not a curated record. Bases 21 to 689 code for a protein of 222 amino acids.